AUGUCUUUAAAAAAAGGUAGAAUCAGACCAGUAAAGCGUAUGCCUACCCAUACACAAGAGUACGAUGAAGGAUUUGAGAUAUUAAGCAAUGCUAUGAUGGUUAUAUUUAAAAAACAAGCACGAGAGUUGUCUUAUGAAUUGUUAUACCGCACCGCCUACAAUUUAACUAUUCGGCAAUUUGGCGAAAGACUUUACCACGAUGUAGAAAAGGUGAUUGCAACUUAUUUGGAGACAAUUGCUGAACAACAAGUCGUACCUGCCUUUACCAACACAGCCUCAGCUGAUGAAUUUAUCGCGUCAAAUGCAACUGCCGACGAAGGUGCGUUAUUUUUGAACACUAUUAAAAAAGUAUGGGAUGAUUAUACAGCAGCCAUCGAUUUAAUAUUGCAGGUUUUGUACUAUCUGAAUGAAAGGUUGCCAAAGUAUAAUUUACCAGGCAUUUACGAUAUGGGUUUAAACUUAUUUCGUGACAGAAUUAUACAUUCAAAUAAAUACCCAAUCCAGCAAAACCUGAUAUCUGCUAUGUUACGGCAAAUUCAAUUGGAAAGAACAGGCGAUGUUAUUGAUAGAAGUGCUUUACAAUCAGCGGUAGAUAUGCUGGUCAAAUUAGCUGAUCCAUCAACGCAGACCACUGUUUAUGCUACGGAUUUUGAAUCAAAGUAUUUAGAGACCAGUACAUCAUUUUAUCAGAUCGAAAGCCAAACCUUGAUAUCAGAAUGCGAUGCGCCAGAAUUUAUGCGGAGAGUGGAAAAACGAUUAGACGAGGAAUAUGAAAGAACAGUUCACUGUUUGUCAAUGUCCACAGAACCCAAAAUAAGAAAUAUAGUGGAAACACAAUUGAUAGCUAAGAAUCUGAAAACACUGAUGGAGAUGACAAACUCUGGUCUGAAAAGUAUGUUGGAUGCGGAUAAAUAUACUGACCUCCUGCGCAUGUACAACCUCUUUGCACGCGUUCCAGCUGGACUGAACGAAAUGAGAACCUUUAUGAGUCAAUAUAUUUUGGAUUUAGGAAGCCAGAUCAAUCAAAAUACAACAACUGAUUUGAAAGAACACCGACAACAGGAGAAGGGUUCCAACGCUGCUAUCAAUUGGGUAUUACAAGUUUUAUCUUUGCAAGAGAAGUUUGACAAAUUGCUAGAACAAGCAGCCAAUAAUGACAAAUCAUUCCAAACCAUUUUCAAUGAAGCGUUUGAGCAUUUCAUCAAUGAAAACCAAAAAUCAGCGGAAUUUAUAUCCUUAUUUAUUGACGAGAAUCUCAAAAAAGGAUUGAAAGGAAAAUCAGAAGAUGAAGUGGAUGACAUCCUGGAUAAAACGAUUACAUUGUUCAGAUAUUUGCAGGAUAAAGAUGUAUUUGAACGAUAUUAUAAGCAGCACUUAGCCAAGCGUCUAUUGUUUAAUAGAAGCGUAUCUGAUGAUGCAGAAAGAGGCAUGUUAUCUAAACUAAAGAGAGAAUGUGGCUAUCAAUUUACAAACAAAUUAGAAGGAAUGUUUAAUGAUAUGAAAUUAUCGGCAGAAAUGAAUUCACAAUUCAAAGAUUACUUGGAAAAACGGUCUACAACGGAUGCAGACAAAUUAUUUGACACUUCUGUUACAGUAUUAACGUCCACAUUCUGGCCUCUUAAUUUAUCAGCUUCGCCAAAAUGUACUUUACCUGCCAAUCUAUUACAAGCUUGUCAAUCUUUCGAACGAUUUUAUUUUGACCGGCAUAGCGGAAGAAGAUUGACAUGGCAGCCACAAAUGGGUUCAGCAGAUUUACGGGCCCAAUUUAGCAAAUCAAAGCAUCUAUUGAACGUCUCUACAUACGCCAUGAUUGUUCUCUUACUCUUCAAUGAAAAUGAUUCUUUAACAUUUGACGAAAUCCUUCACAAUACCCAAAUACCAGAACAAGAUCUGAAGAGAACUCUGCAGUCUUUGUCAGCAGGAAAAUAUAAGCUUUUAACGAGAAAGUCAACAGCCAGUGAAGAGGAAAGGGAAAGCAAAAAGAGCAAUGCCUCCAACUAUACUUUUACGUUCAAUGCUGGAUUUACCAGUAAUAUGGCUCGUAUCAAAAUACAAGCUUUCGUGUCCAAAGUUGAAUCGGAUAACGAAAGAAAACAAACACAGGAUAAAGUAGAUGAAGAACGUAAACAUCAGAUUGAAGCCUGUAUCGUCCGCAUUAUGAAGGACAGAAAGACUAUGGAACAUAAUUUAUUAAUCGCAGAAGCGACGAAACAGUUGAGUUCGCGAUUUAUACCAAGCCCUGUGAUGAUAAAGAAACGUAUCGAAGCGCUUAUCGAUAGGGAAUAUUUGGAAAGAGACGCAGAAGACAGACGUUCAUAUCAUUAUCUGGCCUAA
Molecule: messenger RNA, 2334 nt
Organism: Mycotypha africana
Lineage: Eukaryota; Fungi; Mucoromycota; Mucoromycetes; Mucorales; Mycotyphaceae
Product: Cullin
Exons: 8
Coding region: 1-2334 (777 amino acids)
Biological process (GO): protein ubiquitination; ubiquitin-dependent protein catabolic process
Cellular component (GO): Cul3-RING ubiquitin ligase complex
Molecular function (GO): ubiquitin protein ligase binding
Source: RefSeq, a predicted model, not a curated record